AUGUCAGAAAAGGACUCAGACGACAAGCCCGAGUAUGAUCAGCCGGAAGACUUCAUAUGGGAUACAUACCUGAAGGCUUCCAAGGACGAAGAUGAGGCGCGGCCGAAGAACUGGGAGGGCAGUACGACAGGCAUCCUCACCUUUACUGGUCUAUUUGCUGCGACCGUGGCAGCGUUUAUCGUCGAGAGUUACAAGCUGCUGUCCGCCGACUCUGGCGAUCAAACUGUGCAACUCCUCUCGCAACUCCUUGUUGCGACCGCGAAUGCAUCCUCGGGACUUCCCAUCGUCAUCGCGACGCCUGAACCGUUUUCUACUCCACCCUCGGCCAUCGCGACGAACGUUCUAUGGUUUACGAGUCUCUUGAUCUCUCUCAUCUGCGCGUUGUUGUCAACCCUGGUUCAGGAGUGGUCUCGAGCCUAUGUCCAGGACAUUAAUAGACGAAAGGUCCUCCACGAAACCAUGCGCGAACGCGCCUUCAACCAUAUCUUCAUCCGUAUGGGUGUCAAUCGCUAUGGCAUGGACCAGUUCGUGUCUUGGAUUGUGGCGCUCGUGCACCUAUCGGUCUUUCUCUUCGCUUGUGGGCUUCUAACAUUUCUAUUUCCCAUUGACUACGUCGUAGCUGGCAUUGCGACUACGCUAUUUGGGAUCUUUGUGAUCGUAUACUGCGCCGCUAGCCUACUCCCUCUCCUUGAGAAGAGCUCCGAUUCCGAAAUGUCGUCUCAUGUUUGCUGA
Messenger RNA from Peniophora sp. CBMAI 1063, 732 nucleotides. Lineage: Eukaryota; Fungi; Basidiomycota; Agaricomycetes; Russulales; Peniophoraceae. The record is from the annotation of a GenBank genome assembly.